Polyodon spathula (Mississippi paddlefish) is the source of this 2314-nucleotide messenger RNA. Its product is annotated as nuclear envelope integral membrane protein 1b-like. The record is from RefSeq and is a predicted model, not a curated record. Lineage: Eukaryota; Metazoa; Chordata; Actinopteri; Acipenseriformes; Polyodontidae. Gene Ontology annotation, cellular component: nuclear envelope. The transcript has 3 exons. The coding region runs from base 963 to 1388 and encodes 141 amino acids.
AUUUGUUAGAUGGCUAAGCAAGCCGGGAGCUGUCGCUGUUAAGCCAGCAUCCAACCCAGAUUACAAACGCUGCGCCAGUCACUUUUAACUGUAUUCAACACCAGCACAGGAGCACCACGCAAGGGUGCAGAGCAGUGCCUGUACAUUGCCUUUGUGUAUUAUUAUUUUGAGACUGAAACCCUCUAUUGUUUGGCUGUGCAAUUACACAUUGCUGUGUAGUUGCCAGAAUUAUUAUUUAACAGUGCCAGACCGUGAAAACAUAUUAAAGAAACUGUUUGGACCAUGAACACUGUUUGUUGUCGUUGUGUGAGCACUGCAUCACAUCUACACCAGCGUACUGCAAACCACUUUGCCACAACUAUAUGUUUAGAAGUUUAUUAAUCUUACAGUUACUGUUUCCUGGUACAGACCCUGAUAGGCUGAGUUCCUGAAGGCUAUAUAAGAUGUAUAGAGAUGAUAAUUUACAUUAACUCCUACUGUGCCUAUUAGAGAUAGAAAUGCUAAUGGUGUGCCUUUAGCAAAGUGAUGCAUUUUUUCAUCUCAUGGCUUAACGGUGCAGCAGGCUAAUUCUCUAGCCACUUAAGCGUUUCAUCUUGGGAGGCUUGUUCAGAACUGGCUCUGGUCACAAUUGAAAUGAAUGAGUCUGGCAGUCUCAACCUAGCCUCCAGCAAAGUCCACAUCGCAGAACCACCACACAAUUUUCAGCUUAAUUGGAAAUCUGUGCUUUUAGAGAGGCUGUAAACAGUGUUCUUGCCCUCAAUAUUUCACAAGCACUUCAAAAUAAUGAGUUCUAGUAAGUUCUGCAGUAUUCAUACACAGAUUUCAUGAUGAAAUUCCCUGUACUAUUUUGUCUUAUAGAAAAAGACAUUUUUGUUUAUGCUCAGUGGAUGCUGUUAUCUAUCCUACACGGCGGUCCAGCAGAUAGUGAAUCACUGGGGUGAAAUAAGGACAGAUUACUGGAGAUGCACAGUUGCUCUAAAGCAAAUAAACUAGAAGUCAGACUGCUUAGUGAAGAAGAAUACAGAGAACAGGGUGACACUGAGACCAGAGCAUCCUUGCAGGAGCUGCGUGAAAACUGUUUGAAGCCAGGAUUCCCUGCAUGGGAAGCAAUGACAAGACUCCGCUCUCCUAAGAGGUUCGCUGAGUUUAUACAAGGGGGUUCCCAUGUGACUGAUGAAGAGAUCCUUGAGCACGACAGACAGUACUGUUUGGGCGGCACCUACUUUGAAGACUGCAUCUUUUCCACUAGAGGCGAGGAGCAGGGUGAUCACGACUGGCCAAACCCACUACAAUCCCAAGAGCAAGAGGAUGCUGAUGAGGAAGACCUGGAAUAUUACGAACCCAUCAAACAGAACAGUUUACUACCGGUUGAUAUAGAUUUAUUCUAAAAUCACAAAGGGGUCUAUCUGAAUGAUCUUCUAUAUCACUAAAUAAAAACCAAAAAGUGUAGAAUAAAGAUAAACACUGAUUUAGAUGAUCAGAAUAGACAACUGCCUCAAAUAUAUUUUUAAACUGUAUUCAGGUUAGCUUCAUUAUAAGAAUUUAGGUGCGUAUUUUAAUAAUAUCUAUCCGAAUACCUUGUUGAAACAUAUCAGGCUUGGCUUGGCAUUGUGGGGUCAUUUUAAACGUGCCAUUGAUUUGAACCCUUUAAACUCAGGUCAACAUUGAGUAACAGCCAUUAAUCCUUUAAGAUACAAGGGUGCAUGAAACAGGGUUUACAAUUUGGCAACAUGUUGGAUCUGUUUUAUCCAAAUUAUCGGUUUCCUUGUAAUACUUGAGUCACUCUGAAAUGUCUUAAGAAAAAAACGUUGGAACAACCACUCAUUUCCUUGUGUACUUCAAGGAAUUAAAGUACUCACAGGUGUAGAUUAGGUUGUUUUUGCACUAAGAGGACCAUGUUCUUUUAUGACACUUUUAAACUGAGUGUAUCUAUUAGACACCCCCUGAGGUUUCUAGAAUGUUUGAUACAAGUACCUAUCCAUUAGACACGUGGCACAGAUUAGCAAAAACAAAAUGUAAAAUACUGCAGGAGGGAAUAAUCUAAAUUCAAACACACCAAGUGCUCUUUUAACAUUUUUAAACUGCAGUUAUUGUUCUAUCAGCCCAAGCUCUAAAUGUUUGAUGUAUUACAAAAAAUAGAUUAAGAGUUGCUGCGUUUUUAAAAAAACAAAAUUAAAUUAAAAAAACCUCAAACUGCUAUGUAACAGUUUGAGGUUUUUUACCAUGAUAAUUGGAGUCCUAUUUCCAAAUAUCAUGGUAUAAAGUAAAUAGUUUUUAUUCAUUUUUAACACUCCAGCAUGUAUUUCUGAAUUUU